GCUGUUCUUUUGGUUCUUGUUUGUUUUUCCACCCCGGAUACUGACUGGAAUGCGAAGUUUUUCCAGUGCGUUGUGUUUUCUAAACUUCAGGCCACCAGUCCUAAAACUAUUUUGAAAAGUGUGAAUCGUUACUACAAUGGUAUUGAUGCUAACAGCAGAACAACAGAUGUAUUUAGUGAUGCAUUGGUCAACUGCAAUUCAUUCUUCAGCCCUUAUAAAGCACAGGUACCUCAAUAUGAAGAAAAUAUAGAUUCACAUCAGUCCUACACUGCAUCAGCGUCAACCACUGCUGAUUCUUCCUUGUUCUAUGUUCCUUGGUCAACAUCUGGAGAUGAUUAUAAGCAACUUGCUGCGUCUCAAAACAACCCUAACCGGUCUCAGACUGAACUGAAUGAUUUUGGGAGUGCUGCAGACCUGUAUGGACUUGUUUCCAAUAUUUUAGAAGAACCCGAUCAAUCACAAUCCUUGUUUGUUGAAGGAAAUACCUCCUCUAAUUUGCUAAGAUCAAUAUGGUCUUCCACAACCAGCAAAUAUACAGAACAUCUAGAUCACACAUCUGAGUCUAAGAAACCUGUGGAUACAUCAUAUUCACAAUCUGUUUUUAAUGCGAAAGAAUCCGUAGCAACCUCUGAUAAACAACAGUACCAGCAGGAUAGUCAUUUAGCCUCACAGCAGAAGAUAAAUAUGGAAGAUUUCUUAGGAUUUGAUGACUUGGAUCUUACAGAGCAAUGGAUCUUUCCUUCAAAGAAAGAAGCUGCUGAUUGCAGUCCUUUUCAGUCCACGGAUACCAAUAAGAUAAACUUUCAGGAGUUUCCUUAUGUGAAGAAUUGUUCUAAACUUCAAGUUGGAUUAUCAGUAUCAGUUAGAGAGCCAGGAACAGAUGUACACAUGUAUGGCAGAGAUGGAGGAGAUUUUAAAGAAGUCAAUACUCCAUCCAGUCAGACAUCCACAGAACUGUUUCCUUUUAUGCAUAAUUCCAGAAACUCCUACAACAGUAAUGCUGGCAAUAGAUAUAUGGAGCAACUACAUGGCAGUAAAUUCAGACAGAGCAAAUUUGUGAAUUUUAACAUAGCAGAUGGAAAGACCUCUUCUGAGUGCAUACCAGAAUUACCAGUGAUAGAAAUGGAUACCUGCAGUAGAGUGUCAAAAGGGAAGCAAGUGCAAAAGGGAUUUGAUGAAUUAAACAUUGACCAACAUACUUUAAAAUACUGUGUAAAAUCAUCGUCUGGUUUGAGUGAAAAACAGCUUUCAAAAGAAAUGGGAUUAACUAGUGAUUUGGGGCAAAAGUGCACAUCUGAAUGUGGAAGAAAUCCACAUACAUUUUGCCCGAUUAGAAGUGACUUUGAGAAGGCCUUUGAAAAGCAACAACAUUCCAAUUAUGAUCAUUUCUCACAGCAGUCUGAUUAUGUUCAGCCGUUAAAUGCUUUACCUGUAUCUGUGUAUUCUGGAGAGACUUACCAAAACAGACAAUCCUGGACGAAAUUAACUACUUCUGGUUCUGAAACUACUACCACUACUUCCUUUGGGAAAGCAGACAACUCAACAGACCUCAAUAAUCCAGUAUCUCCUGCCUCUAAAACGUCAUCCCAUUCUUUUGGUCCAGCUUCACAUCAGUCUUCCUUGCCUUUUUCUCAAAACAGUAGUGUUUACUUCCAGAGACCCACAGGAAUUUAUAGUCAGGAUAACCAUUCCAAGGUGUCUGGUAGUGAAUUUGCGUACAAUGUGGAACGGGUUCAGUCAGGUACGCAUGUUGAAGGACAAAACAAAGCUGGAGAUGUGUACUUCGAAUCACCCAUUGAGAAGAAUUGUCAAAAUGGAAAACAAGUAAAUGGAUUCCAUGCAAGUUCAUCAACUCAGCAAUUUGUUGCGAACAAAUAUCCUAGUUACCAGACUAAACAGCAAAAUUGCCAUUAUGAUCUGAAUGAAGAUGUGAAAAAGAAGGAUGAUGAAUUCUCCCAGAGCAUGUACAGAGAUUUGCUAGGUACUCAGUCUUACUAUUAUAAUAAUCACAAUUCCCAACAAGGAGCUGGAGACAGCAACAGUGUAGCAAAUUAUAUGACUCGUUCGUCAGCUUCUUUUUCAAGUCCCUACAUGAUGGGUGACUUUAGACGGAACCAUAAUAUGGCACAACUUGGUGCACGUGGUGUUGCUUCAGGAACUAACCUUCAGUUUGGACACCCUGUUGUUUCAUUAAUGGAUCCCAGUGAAUUAUUUCCUUAUGAGGAGUUCAGUCACUUAUAUCCUCUUUUCAAUGAUAUGUUUUAUGGAGAUGCAUCCCUUUAUGGAUUUAUACCACCAUUUGGAUUUCCAAGACCAAUGAAAAAUCGAAGUGGUCCAGCCAAUGAACUUCACGUCCGAUUGGAGGAGUGCUAUGAACAAUGGAGAGCUUUGGAAAAAGAAAGGAAAAAGACUGAAGCAGCACUUGCCAGGAACUACCCAGGAAAGAGAGUGACCAGUUCAAAUAAUACACCCAUUCCCAGACUACCAUCAAACCCUUCCCGGGUUGAUCGUUUGAUUGUUGAUCAACUGCGUGAACAAGCAAGAGUUGUGACAUUACUUGGAAAAAUGGAACGCCUUCGCAGUUCGCCUCUUCAUGCAAAUAUUUCUACAGCUCUUGAUCGACAUCUGGAAGCCAUCCACAUUACCCAAGCACGUAGGAAAGAUGAAAUAGUAAAUGCAGCUAAUCGACAAAGGCAGGGAGCACCAAGGUACCAGGAUGACCGAGAUGUUCUUGCUUUGGCUAUCGCAGUUAAAGAAAUGGCAAUAGCUACACGGAAAGCCCGGACUGCCUUGUGGUGUGCACUCCAGAUGACUUUACCUAAGACACCAAAUGCCAAUCCAGAUGACCAAGUAGAAGUAGAAAGAGAACUACAGGAUCUAGUAACUAAUGGAGACAAAAACUAUCCAAACAGAAGCAACUAUUAUAGUGGGGAAAAAAAUGAAGUGGUGAAAGCACGUGUUGAUUAAGAACUCCUGAAGGAAAAAAAAAAGCAAAUCUUUAAACUAAAUGAUUCUAUUAUCUUUUGAGUAACUAAUGUGAAUUAGUUAAGUUGCAGUGAUCACAAAUGCAGAUAAACUAAAAAGAAAGCAUUACGGGGAUAAAGACUAAAAUGUAUAGUCUCCCUAGAAAGUAAUUAUAAACAAUGCAGUUUAUGGUCAAGCACGCAUUUGGUUAGUGAAUACAUCUCUGUAUAAUUGAGACAAGUGAUAUAAAGCUUAUUUAAAACUCUCACUACCAUAAUUUAACAAGAUCAUUUUACCUUUUGUUGGUGAAUUGUUCUUGUCAAAUCUUCCUAAUCAGAGUGACUAAAGCUUCUUAGUCAGGAAAUUUUAAUCCAAUGUUUUGUUUUAGUUUCUGUAAAAUGUUUGUUAUUUAUUAUAGGCAAAGUUUAUAGAAGUGGUCAUGGCUUUCCUUGACAGGACCAAAAAGGAAAGGUAACCUCUAUUUGGUGAAAGUGAGCAAUAAAUGCACCAAAAUGCAGUCUUGGAGAGCUUAAAAUCAGUCUUAAUAAAAAAAAAAUUAUCUAAUGCGACAAUGGUAAGUGGAGGUUAAGUAAAUAAAUACUGUAUACUGCAAUUAUCCUGUUAUGUAAAAGGUUAUCAUAGUUUAGAUUUAAUGGUUCUGUUCUUACUUAUAUCACCCUAACCUGAUUAGACCCUCCGUUUAAAUAACUGAAGUUUCAGAUAAUGUGCAAAGGUCACAGACUUUGUAUCAUAUAAUUCAGAGACCUGGAGAUAUUGAUCUAAUAAUAUUGAAGAUAAUUCAUUGAAAACUACCAUUUAUUAAUAGUGCAGUUUUUUUCACAUUUUUAUGUUGCAAAUAAGAGAGUCAGGAGUGAUUAAAGGCAAUAAUUUCAUUUUGGUGUUUAGAUGAUAUCAGAUUGCAAAUACAAUUUAUAACUAAUCUGAUUCCAUUCAUGGAAUUACAGCCUGAGCAUACACUCUGUCAAUAUUUUAAAUUAAUUCUUGGAACACUUCAAUGAGAGUUGAGAUUUUUUUUGCCAACAGUGUUACAUUAUACAAAACAAUAUUUAUAUAGAAUAAUUAAAAACUGUGACAUGGGGUACACACUGGAAAGUACAAGGCAGUCGUUUUGUUAGGAGUUCUUUUUUCCAUCUUCCCCACUGAGAUAUCUCGUUAUGUCACCCUGUCUGCUGAAGCUUCUGUUUUUUACUACAUUACAGUCAGAAGCUCUUCACAAACUCACUAAAGUACAUACUUCAUUUGUGAAUCUAGAUGUAGAGGUUUGGCAGACCAGUUUAUUAUCGGAGCCAUCACAGUACAGUCUGAUUUUGUACCCAUACAGUGUCUAUAUAAACACUUCCCAGAACAGGCCAAUGAUAAUGAUCAGGAGCUGGAACCCUUCCUGAACCUAGGGAAUAAGGGCACCCCAACUGUUGCUAAGACUAGGUCAGCUAAUUCAACACAGAACAGGAACGAAACUAGGAUUUUCUGAUCAGUAAGCUUAAUGCUGAAAAGUGGCUUUGCCAUUAGGCCAUUGGGGGAGCUACGAGUGGAUAAUAUUUAAUAUCACUGUUUGUUGAUGCAUGUUUUAUUUAUACAUUAGUUUAAAAAUCAUUUCAGAUAGUUUCAAUUAUUUUUGUUUGCUUAUGUCUAUGUAACAGGAGGCUACAUGAUGGCAUUUUCUGAUGCAGUUGAAAACCCACAAUUAAUUGUGUUGGUAUAUGCUAUAAUAGAAUAACAGAUUCUGUAAUAAACAAAUACCUACAAACAUAAUUUUAUGAAUUAACUAAUAGCAUUUUAAUAAUGCUAAUCACAGAAAGCAGCAACAAAAGAUUUCAAAGUAAAAGCAAUAGGAAUACAAAGAUCUAUAUGCAAUGGUACAAAACCUCAUAAAAUGAAGUUUACAAGGAACUACAAAUUGUCUACAUCUUUCUAAACUAAAAAUAAUAUCUUUGUUACAAGGAAUACUGCUUCAUUAACAAAAGCUUGACAGAUGCUAUUUAAUAUGGAAAUUACAUUUAAUUAUUAAGGAUAUUUGCAGUGGAUGUUGUACUAGCUAUAGUACGUGCUAUAUUAUUUCAACAAUCUAGAUGUAGUGUGGUGGAAUUUUUUGUAUUAGUGUAUUGUCAGCAUUUGCUAAGUUUGAAGUAAACACUUUCCAAAUGAGCCAUGUUAGCACUAAUUAAAAGAAUAUUAAUUUACUCUGUUGCAGGUAUUUUGUUGAAUAUAUUUAUCUGAUGCAGCUUGUUUAUAAUGUGUAAAAUCUACAAAUGCUAAUGGCUUACUUUCCAUAUUGGGUAGACCUAUGAUACUGUUUAAAGUUUUUGUACUGAAACAGUGAAUUGUUCUGCAUUCCUAGUUUGAAAUCUAGAGGGUGUAAGUCUGAUAUAUGUGCCCGUACAAAUAAGUUUGAUAUUAUGUCAGUGGCAAGUAGAAUAAUAGAUAUUUAGAAACAUUUGCAGAACACUUAAUUCUUGUAACUGAAGUGAAUUACUUCAAACUUGACAGUAUUGUACUUAAUUUAGUGUUGUAUUAUUUGGUAUUCUAAAUUGUCAUCCUCGGAUUCAGUGAUUGAAUAUGUUUGUAAAUGUCUUACAAUCGUUCAUAUUCAUUGAAUGAUUUUCAGACAUUCAAUGUAAAACAAUGAAGAUGUCAGCAACUCAGAUUCAUGUGACAUCUCAAAUUUAAUUGGCUAUAUCCAAUGUAAUUGUCAUUUAGUUAUGCCAUUGAUAUGAUUUACAGUGGAUGUCAUACAAUUUAUAGAUUUCUUCCAAUUUAUCAAAACAAUUUAAUAAAUUUCAUAGAUGUGAUCUUUCUUAAAGGUUAAAACAAUUUCUCUUGAAAUCAGUUUUAAAAUGUAUUGUUUAAUAGUGCAUCUUGAGGUUAUCCGGAAGGCAUUUAAUGCAGUCUUCAAUUAUAUUUAAGCUAGGUCAAGAUAUGUCAAAAUAAAUGUGAUAUAUCAGUAUCUUUAAAUGAUCAUUUGUGUUUUACGAUUACCUUCAGGAACUAGAAUUCUUUGGUCUUUGAGUUUACGAAUUGAAUACUAGUUUAGACUAAUGAAUGAAAGGAACAUAUCUUUGUCAUAUGCUUGAUAAAUUGAUCAGGAAUACAGUGAGAAACCUCCUAGAUGUUAAAAUGUUUUAAGUGAUCAAUGAAAUACUUGGUAAUGUAAUACACAACUGCUUAAAUUGUAAUCUCAUGAGGAGUCAACAGAAAGUUGUGCGUUUAAAAAAGUGUAGUAACUACUUGAAACAAUGUCAUUUAUAAAUGCGAAGAGUUAA
Molecule: messenger RNA, 6245 nt
Organism: Stegostoma tigrinum
Lineage: Eukaryota; Metazoa; Chordata; Chondrichthyes; Orectolobiformes; Stegostomatidae
Gene: meioc
Product: minamoto
Exons: 8
Coding region: 685-2967 (760 amino acids)
Biological process (GO): mRNA stabilization; meiotic cell cycle; female meiosis I
Cellular component (GO): cytoplasm; nucleus
Source: RefSeq, a predicted model, not a curated record